Olea europaea var. sylvestris is the source of this 2058-nucleotide messenger RNA. RefSeq names its product glycosyltransferase-like KOBITO 1. Bases 44 to 1636 code for a protein of 530 amino acids. The transcript is spliced from 11 exons. Lineage: Eukaryota; Viridiplantae; Streptophyta; Magnoliopsida; Lamiales; Oleaceae. The record is from RefSeq and is a predicted model, not a curated record. Gene Ontology annotation, biological process: cellulose biosynthetic process; response to abscisic acid.
CUCCACCACAGCUGGCCCAUUUUCUUGAUUUUGCAACAGUCCAAUGGCGGGUCUGCAUACCUCGCUGAGGCCGCAACCACCGUCUUCUGCAGCCAACAAUCACUUCUUCAUUGUGAAGCUUCUCCUCCUCCUGACCAUUCUCCCUUUAUCGCUUUCUCUCUUCGCUUUCUUUCUUCAGUGGCGAGGCGGUGGCGUCGACGAUCCCAUCUCCCGAUGGUCGCCCGAUGAGUCCCACAAGUUCCCCGGCAUGGACUCUUCCCCUCUUUCCACUGGAGGAUACUCAUCUUCGCAUUCCUUUGAUUGUUCUAUGCUGUUGGGACACUCCAAUACGGCGUCAUUUCCUUACUACAGAGACUGGAAAUUUAAAUUCGAUUCGGAUCUGAAGCCCAAGAUAUGUAUUACAACAAGUACGUCUGCUGGCUUAGAGCAGAUUUUGCCAUGGAUGUUCUAUCAUAAAGUUAUUGGGGUGUCAACCUUUUUUCUCUUUGUUGAAGGGAAGGCUGCAUCUCCUGCUGUGUCCAAAGUCCUUGAAUCCAUUCCUGGAGUGAAAGUAAUAUACAGAACCAGAGAGCUGGAAGAGCAGCAAGCUAAGAGUCGGAUCUGGAAUGAAACAUGGCUGUCAAGUUUCUUUUACAAGCCUUGCAAUUAUGAGCUUUUUGUGAAGCAAUCGCUCAACAUGGAGAUCGCAAUUGUCAUGGCAAGGGAUGCUGGCGCUGAAUGGAUAAUUCAUCUAGACACUGAUGAAUUGUUACAUCCAGCUGGUGCUCGGGAGUAUUCUUUGAGGCAAUUGCUAAUUGACGUGCCUGGGAAUGUGGACAUGGUUAUCUUUCCCAAUUAUGAGAGCAGCAUUGAACGAGAUGACAUCAAGGAACCUUUCACGGAGAUAUCGAUGUUUAAGAAGAACUAUGAUCAUUUAAUGAAGGACACUUAUUUUGGCAUGUAUAAGGAGGCAACCCGUGGCAAUCCGAACUACUUCUUGACCUAUGGAAAUGGGAAAUCAGCUGCUCGAGUCCAAGACCAUCUUCGUCCCAAUGGUGCACACAGGUGGCACAAUUACAUGAAAACUCCGAACGAGAUCAAAUUGGAGGAGGCUGCGGUUUUACAUUACACAUAUUCCAAGUUUUCUGAUUUGACUUCUAGGCGGGAUCGUUGUGGUUGUAAACCUACAAAGGAGGAUGUCAAGCGAUGCUUUAUGUUGGAGUUCGAUAGAUCUGCAUUUAUAAUUGCUUCAACUGCCACAGAAGAGGAGAUGUUAAACUGGUAUCGAGAGCAUGUUGUAUGGACUGAUAGAACUGUCAAUUUGAAAUUGCUGAGGAAGGGAAUUUUAGCUCGCAUAUAUGCUCCCAUGACCAUCAUCCAAGGUUUGAGGGAGUCUGGCGUAUUUGGUGAUGUCAUUGCAUCCGCUCAAGGAUCUCUCUCCAAGGACAAGUUUUUAGCAUCCAUUGGCAGCAGCAAUUCCUCAAGGACGACUUCUGGUUCUGAAUCAUUUUCAUCGAGGAAGAUAGGUAGGAACAUAGAGUCUCAGGCGACAGCUAGAAGAACUCUUGAAAUUAUUCCAUUUGUACCUCACGAACCAGCUGUCCCGCCAUUGUCUCCCCCAAUCAUGGAUGACGACCACCUUAUGAUUGAAGCAUAAGUCUCCUGCAUGAUUGCUGCUUUUUUCUUUCUAAUAUGAAACAACUGGAGAAACUGGGAUUUUCCUCUUUCGGGAUAAAGAGGAUUUGGAAGGAUCUAAGCAAGCAGAUCAGCAGCUGGGAUUCGUUUGUGUUUCUAUAAUUAGAUGUUCCCGAUCAUUACCCAAGCGGAAGUGUAUAUUUUUAUAGAGAACGAGAGAGAGAGAAAAGUCCAGGGUCGAGGAAUGGGAUUUCUGGCUCUAGAACUCGACGAUUUAGAUAUGCUGAUAAUUGGAUUAUGUAGAGAUUUCUAGCAUUGAUCAGCCAGAUUAUGAUAAUUGGAUUAUGUACAGAUUUCUAGCAUUGAUCUGCCAGAUCAUUGUAGUUGUAUAGUUCAAUUGGAAUUUAAUUGGGCAAAUUCUUAAUCUAUUAUCAUUAAACAGCA